Molecule: messenger RNA, 6953 nt
Organism: Ooceraea biroi (clonal raider ant)
Lineage: Eukaryota; Metazoa; Arthropoda; Insecta; Hymenoptera; Formicidae
Gene: yki
Product: Transcriptional coactivator yki
Biological process (GO): positive regulation of transcription by RNA polymerase II; hippo signaling
Cellular component (GO): cytoplasm; nucleus
Molecular function (GO): protein binding; transcription coactivator activity
Source: RefSeq, a predicted model, not a curated record
GAAAAGUAAUUACGAUACAAAAAUAGCAGAAAGUUUUUGUCUUGGCAUAUUGAUAGGAAUGAGGAAUUCUAUGUAUGAAAUAAGUGUGCAGGAUUUGUUAGUUAAAUUUAUUUGUACUCGGUAGACAGCUAUAAUUAUUUAUUUCGCACGUGCGAGGACAGCCUGCGUGGUGACGACCUUUUCGAAACUUCUCGAGGAAAGAGGGUGUUGGGACCCUAUAACUAAUAAAAUAACUAGUAAAAGUAACUAGAAUCCAUGGCUGACGUGCGCGCGACGCGCAUUGAGCACGCAGCCGGACGAUUGCCUCCCUUUCCCUUCCGCAGUCCCUUCCCCUUCCACUAAUUCCGCAGCUACUUCGAAGCCGAGAGGUUGCCAAGGCGCAACAGGCCGACGACGGGAACGGUUCGCCUUGACUCGAGUUGGCUCGGUGGCGCUUGGGGGCGAGAUCCAACACACCGCGCGGCAGCAGGGGUAAAGAGGUACCGCUUUUUUUCCGAUCGGAGAACUCGCGGCGAGGCGCGGAGUUGCCAGAGUUGCGCAUCGUCGUCGGCGCGGUCGCGCAGGUUGCCAGAUCGUCGCAACUCGCUCGAAUUAGCGUAACGCGACGUCGUCCGACGGAUCGGAGCGGCAGCAGUCACCGCACGGAGAUCGGACGGCGGGGCCGAGUCGGGCCGCGACCAGUCGCAAGCAGCGGAAUAGGCCGUGCGAUACUCGCUUCUUCCCGUGCGCCGCUUGGUGCGUCGCGUCGCGUCGCGUCGCGCUCGCUCGUGAUCCUCCACCGAGCGCUUUCGCGUCCACCCGUCCUCGACAGCCGUCUCGGGCGUUCACUUGCAUCGCGAGGCAGACCAGAGAGGCCGAUCGGAGUCGCGCGUCCACGCGUUUCGGUGUGACGAGUUUUGUCACGCGCGAAAACCCGUUUCUCGCGGUUUGACGUGACGGUGUCGUCAUCGUCAUUGUCAUCGCCCCAGUGACGUACCCGACAAGGGUGUCCGCGUUCGGUCUCGCUCUCGAAUGUGCACGGCGCGUACCGCGACCUCGCGAGAGGUUCUCUGGACACCUUCGUCUUUUCGUUCCGCGGAUACGCCGCGCGAUCGGUGCGAUCGAGAUCGCGUUGGCUGCUAGGAAACGCGCGAGGCGGGAUCUUUCGAGACUCGAGAGAGCACUCUCCCCUUCUCCCUCCCUCUCUCUUUCGGCUUCUCUGUUUCUCUCUCCUCCUCUUACCCUGUCCCUCUCUCUUUUUUCUCAGGUCGUGUUUCCUGUGCUCUCGCACUCGUCACGAGUCCACGCAGGUAGGGCGAGCCGAUCCAUCGGGAGAGGUGGGAUCGACGUCGAGAAAAGCUAGUCUCGCAGUCUCGACCGGUGCAGGCGGCUCGCAACGCGCAAAUCGGGAAGCGAUCGUGGAGCGGAGGUAGGCAGCGGGAAGGAGGACCAUCCCCAUCGGGUAUCGCGGGGAACGUUGCUGCUGGUGUCCAACGACGACGGCGACGACGUUGCUCCGACUGUUUUAUUUCGCCGCGGCGAGACGUGCAGGUGGAAGGGAUUAUCGACGCCGUCUCGUGGGAACGAAACGAUCGCAGCGAAGAAAGGAAGGCGAAGAAAGAGAACGAGAAGUCUGCCGCCGCUGCUACGUCGCAUGUAACGCGAGUGCGCAUAUAGGUGCCGUGAAGGAAACGACCGUGUUCGGGAGUGAAGUCGGAACGAAGGAGGAAGAAACGUGGAACGGAGAGAUGCAGGAGUGACGAGGACGUGGCGAUACGGACGAGAAGAGAAAGACAAGGACACAGGUAACAGUAAAGACGGAGGCAGCGGAGAGCGGAGAGAGCGAGACGAUCAGCAGCGAACGUGUGAUCCAAAAUGGCGUUGAACCAGGACGUGGAGCAAUUGUCCAAGAGCAACCUCGUUGUCAGGAUCGAUCAGAAUUCCGAGUCCGAUCUGCAGGCGCUGUUCGACACCGUGCUGAAGCCCGAUUCCAAGCGACCGCUGCAGGUGCCAUUGCGCAUGCGUAACCUGCCGGAGUCUUUCUUCAACCCACCGUCCGCCGGCAGCAAGAGCCCCUCGAUCUCGCACUCCCGCGAGAACUCGGCGGAUUCCGCGUUCGGAGCGGCCGUCGUCGCGACGCCCAACGGCGGCACCGAGCGAGCUGGCGGCGGCGCCGGUGGUGGUGCACCUACUGGGGGCGCGGCCGGUGGCGGAAACGCCGCCGGUGGCGGUAACGCCGCGGGUGCCGCGGGUACCGGCGGUGGUGCGGCUGGCGGUGCGGCCGCCGGCGGAGGUACCGGCGGCGGCGGCGCGAACAAUCCUGCGGGUGCGGUCGCGGUCGCCGCAGCGGCAGCGGCGGCUGGCCUGACCGUCGCGCAUCCCCGCGCACACAGCAGCCCAGCUUCCCUCCAGCAGACGUACGCCUCGGCGCAACAGGCGCCGCAACACGCGCCGCAGCCGCACGCGCGUCACCACCAUCAUCAGAAGCAGCGCAGCUACGACGUCAUCAGCACGGUCGACGACCUGGGACCGCUGCCGCACGGAUGGGAGCAGGCGCGCACCGCCGAGGGCCAGAUCUACUUCCUCAAUCACUUGACGCGUACCACGACAUGGGAGGAUCCACGAAAAACGGCCGCAGCAGCGAGCGUAGCGGCAGUGGCAGCUGCAGUCGAGAGCAGCAAGUCCAACUCACUUGGUCCACUACCCGAUGGAUGGGAACAGGCACGCACAGCCGAGGGCGAGCUCUACUUCAUCAAUCACCAGACCCGCACCACUUCGUGGUUCGAUCCGCGAAUUCCAGCAGCGCAUCUCCAGCAGAGAUCUCCUGCAUCCAAUGCAAUGCUGCCGCAGAACUGGCUUCAGCAACCCCCCAGCGCUAUCCAGAACAACCAGACUCUGCAGGCCUGUCAGCAGAAGUUGCGCCUUCAGUCGCUGCAGAUGGAACGUGAACGCCUGAAGCAGAGACAACAGGAGAUAAUGCGUCAACAAGAGUUGAUGCUAAGGCAGAGUACCACGGACGCUGCCAUGGAUCCGUUUUUGUCGGGCAUUAACGAGCAACACGCACGUCAAGAGAGCGCGGACAGUGGUCUAGGUCUGGGUUCGGCUUACUCGCUUCCUCACACCCCAGAAGAUUUUCUCGCCAACAUCGAUGACAACAUGGAUGGCACGAGCGACGGAGGUGCGCCAAUGGAGACACCCGAUAUGUCUACCCUGAACGAUCCGACGGAUGAUCUGCUGCCAUCGCUUCAGCUGAGCGAUGCUGACUUCGGCAGCGACAUACUGGACGACGUGCAAUCGCUCAUAAACCCCAACACGACCAAACCAGAGAACGUGCUGACAUGGCUAUAGUUGAUGUAAGGACGAGGCAUACCUGUGGCGGAUUCAUGCGGCCCGCGUGAUCGGACCGUGCGAUAUCGAUACGUUCAAUCAGCGAGAGACGCGGGAGACUCCUUCCGCGGAAACCUACCAACAACCAAGUACGAUUAUUCCACAGAAGCAGCACCCUCGUUCACGUGACGACAAUUUUCAAGCUUAGUACACGGUGGCCUUUAUAAUUACACGUAAUGCUCAACAAUUUCAACACGUAUGCGUACACACGCGUGUACGUGCGUACGUGUACGUACGUGUAUGUAUAAGGAUUCCUAUUUUUCCGAUCUCCUUCUCUCUCUUCUUUGCUCGGCUGCGGGACGUGAUUGUGCAUUUGCGAAUGUGCGUGUGAUUGUAUUUGUGUACUAAGCAUUUUGUAUAUAAGUUUAUAUUUCCUUGCUACGCCGUCCGAGGAAAAGAGAGGGGGAGAGAAAGAGAGAGAAGGAGGGGAAGAGAGACAGAGAGAGAGAAAGAAAGAAAGAAAGGAGAGAUAGGAAGAGACUGAAAGAUUAGAAAUGUUGACAAUAAUUUUUUACUACGUCCCAUAUUACUCACGGAUCACGGAAGAAGCAGAGCGAAAGCUACUGUACCUAUAUUAUUAAUAUUAAGCAAUCAGCAUAUUGUUAAUGCGUUAAUAUUUUAUAACAAGCCCAAUUCUGAAGCGCAACUUGGUACUAUGAGGUAUCAAUUUUUACGCGACCGCGUAUUUCUUCUCUCUCUCUCUCUCUCUUUCCUGCUCUCUCCUCACGUGUGCUAUAUCGAUCGCGAUAUACGACAUCGUGUGUGUUCAUAGAACGCUUCGAUGUGUAUCCAUGCUCGAAAGAGAGAACGCUCUAAAUGCAAUUGAUCGUGUACACGUGUACAGAGUACACAUCAAGCGAAAGAUCGUCAAGUUCAACGAACGCGAAUACGAGAAUAGAGAUUUCGUUGGACAUGACGAUAUCCGUUGGAGAGAUAGUCGUAAGGUAUUUAUACUCUCUCGGCUUGUGAUUGUAUCUUCUUGCGGCUUCGAGAGUCGAUGGUUGAUGGGGAGAUUUUCGAUUAUCUAGGAAAAUAUCAAAAUACUUGCAACGAAUAUUGCAAACUCAAUACUUCAUCACAAUUGAUCGUAGAUUCUUCUAUUCAUAACGCCGUUAAUUUAUUAUUCGUCGACGAAUGAAUAAAUGUUUUCUACCGCUUCAUCGUUCUCUUUCUCUCGUUUUAUAAAUAGCACGAAGAUACAGUAACAAUCUGGGAACGUAAAUCGUGAUUAUUGUUAACGAAAUUAUCUUUCGUAUAUUUUGAAAAUCGAUGACUUUUGAGAUAAUAUUAUGUAGUAGUAGUCAAUACUUAGUGGAGGAGGAUCGUGGUAUUUUUAAUGGCAUAAGAAACGCUUGUUGAUACUUGGAACGUUACGAAUUCUAAACGCAUACAAAUUUGUGCGUUACGUAAUAAUUGGCGAGACUUGGAGAUGGACAUCUCUUUCUCUUCGAGUCGUCAGUUUUCAGACUAUAUACCGCAUAUCAUGAUCAAAUGCGUUCGCAAACGUACCCACGACGUAACUCUUUAAACAAGCGAUAUGCGAUGUGCCUUGUCUUUACACUUAAUUAACGUGACGGCCCACCGCGGUCGUCGUUUUUCAAUGAACGAUAACCGUCCAUAUAAAUCGCAAAUUAUUACAGUAAGUAAUACAUAUUUUACUCUCGCUUGGAGGUAUUUCCGAUCGGAGAGCAAAUACAAAAUGAAAAAAAUAUAUAUAUAUUUUUUUUAUAUGUAAAGUCUAUGCUCUUGUUACGAGUUGCAGUUAUAUCGGUAUUUUUCGAGAAAUCCUGUUAGAUUGUAAACUUCCCUUGCGUUUUAUAUACAACGUACAGUUAUAGUACGAAAAUCGCGCAAGGGAGGAGCAGAUAUAUGAUAUUUACAGAUUUACCUAAAUAUCUCAUUUUUAGCCGUAAGACCGUUUCUCCGUUUUACUUUUCUUCGACGAUUCAAACGGCGAGAAGGAAGGAAAUCGCCAACCGCUGAGUUUGUCUUGCGAGAAUAGAUCGGUUCGCGGAUUAAUCGUUUAUUACUGGUAGUCUCCCAAGUCUGGUAGAGGAGAUAACGCGCGUAUACAGGUAAUUAAUUACCUAAUUAAUUACGUAAUUAGUUACAUGUGGCAGCUUGCAGCGUAGAACAAGGUGUGAAAAUUCAUGCGACUGUUUCCCUCAUCGGUCAAUUCGAUCAGCGAAUAGCGCACCGUUAUGCUGCCAAACAUCGAUGUUUAAUAAACAUUUUCACAAUUGUAGAUAACAAGAACAGUAUACAUAACGUACGAUAGACUGCGUUGAAGAUCAUUGUUGACAUAUCGAUACUAAUUUUUUAUAUAAGUAUAUGAAGAAAAUGCCUUUUAUAUGCGCGAUCAGGGAGUGGUAUGCUAUGAAACUGAAACAGUCGCGUGAAUUUACGAUGACGUAUGUUAAGGACAAUGGCAAUCUUAUCGCGCAAGCCCGUAGUUUUCUAGUACUGCCUCUCCCGCUUUUUCCCGUGAUCGGAAAAAGUCUCGGGAGAUCGAGGUGAAUCUACGUUUCGUUAUUCGCACACUCCUACGUUGAUGGGUUCUCGUUUCAACUGGUCGGCCGUGCGAAUGCCGAACCUCCGAACCUCUUUAUUUUUUUUUCUUUUCUCUUAAGAUAGUAAGAAGAUGCGCUGAUCAUGUAAACGUUGAUUUGAUAUUUGUGUUACUAUUCUGUACUUUUCGGCUGAAAUUCUGGAAGGCGAAGACGUCGCACGCCGCGGCACGGUGAACGUGAACUCUUGUUUUACAUGAACUAUAGCUGUCGAUCAUCUUCGUGCAUCUUCUUGGCUGUACGUGGAAUCGUAAUUGAAACUGUCAUUUUUAAUGUCUUUUAUACCGGAUCGGGGACGGGAGCGCCCUCGUGUUUUAUUCAGUUUUGAGUUCCUCUUCUUUUUUUACUCGCCACCUUUUAUUUCCUCGCUCCAAUUUUAUUCAGCCGCUUUUAUUUUCGUUUUACUCGAGUUCGCCGUGCUCGCUGCGUUUACGUCUUCCUAUCGUCUUCCCCCGAUUGGCAUCGCCGAAUCGAAUCGAAAGCGUUCUGCAUCGAGCGGCUGGUCGUGCCGAUCGGCGCGUGCGGUCUUCCAGAAGCGUCAGAUCAAAUGCGUCUAAUGUAUUAUUUUAAUUGCAAUUUAACGAUACUAUUAAUGUUUACCAUACUGUAUCUUGCUUUUAGUCUGAACUCAGUCUAGAUUAUGUUCCGGGGAGCAUUGCGAUACAGAAAUUUACACAAGUGCCUUCACGCGGAUGUCCUCUAAGCAGGAACACAGGUGCCUCGAUCGAGAUACAUGUCGAUCGCUCGACAUCGAUCGAACACGUAAGAUAUCUUUAGGCCGAAACUCCCCGCACUUAGACUGCGCGUUGGCGUCCGUAAUAUAUCUGAGAUUAUAUAUAUAUUUAUAUGUAUAUUUAUAUAUAUAUAUAUAUAUUUUCACAGAACAAAAGAGCAAUUAGUUGUGUAAUAUCAGUAUUUAAAUAUGCUCAUUGGCAAUAAUUUGUGAGAUGUACGUUUUUAUAUCGAUAACAAGUGCCUUAGUAUAUGAUAACGGUAACAAUAAAUAUAUUAUUUACUUAC